This is a messenger RNA of Eucalyptus grandis, 1286 nucleotides long. RefSeq names its product G-type lectin S-receptor-like serine/threonine-protein kinase At1g61480. The transcript has 6 exons. Gene Ontology annotation, molecular function: ATP binding; protein kinase activity. Gene Ontology annotation, biological process: protein phosphorylation. Bases 116 to 1138 code for a protein of 340 amino acids. Lineage: Eukaryota; Viridiplantae; Streptophyta; Magnoliopsida; Myrtales; Myrtaceae. The record is from RefSeq and is a predicted model, not a curated record.
UGUACCUACGCGGACAAAACUUAUCAUCAGCUUAAGUACUAUUUCCAGCAUCAUCUUAUUUGGAGCUGGUAUUUCAGUCUGUGGUCUUUCAAAGUGGAGAGGGAAGUUUAGGAAAAUGACAAUCCCAAGGCUCUUUACGUCAGAAGAACUACUAAGGGACACUGCUUGGAAAGACCAAAUGAAGGAAGAUGAUACAUCAAAUUUGGUCAUUUAUGACUUCGAUAGCAUACGCCUCGCAACAGACAACUUCAACAUGAAAAACAAACUUGGGCAGGGAGGGUUUGGCCCAGUUUAUAAGGGAAAACUGAACGAUGGUAAGGAGAUAGCAGCAAAGAGACUUUCAAGCAGCUCAGGCCAAGGCAUAGCGGAGUUCAAGAAUGAGAUCCUUCUAAUAUCCAAACUUCAACACCGAAAUCUGGUGAGACUCCUUGGUUGCUGCAUUGAAGAAGAGGAAAAGAUUCUAGUGUAUGAGUACUUGCCUAACAAGAGCUUGGACACCUUCCUCUUUGAUUCAAAAGAGAAGGCAAAACUUAGCUGGAGUGUACGCUUCCACAUUAUCCAGGGGGUCGCAAGAGGGCUGCUUUACCUCCACCGCGAUUCUUGCCUUAGAGUCAUACAUCGGGAUUUGAAAGUGAGCAACAUUCUCUUGGAUGAAAAGAUGAAUCCCAAGAUUUCAGAUUUUGGGCUGUCACGGAUGUUUGAAGGAACUCAAGUUUUGGUAAAUACUCACAAAGUUGUGGGGACACUCUUUGGAGUACUACUAUUGGAGAUUAUCAGCGGCAAGAAGAACACAAGUUUAGAUUACCCAGGGCAGAAUCUCAAUGUCCUCGCUUAUGCUUGGCACUUGUGGUGUGAAGGCAGAGGAUUGGAUCUAAUAGAUGAAGGCAUUGCCGAUGCAUUUUCGGAGUUAGAAGUGAUGAGAUGCAUUCAGUUGGGGCUUCUCUGUACGCAAGAUCAUGCCACAGAUAGACCCAACAUGUUGGCCGUGGUUCUAAUGCUGAAUGGGGAGUCCAAUCUUUCACAGCCAAAGCAACCGACAUAUACAUUUUCAAGCUCGCUGGCUCACGAAGUCCCAUCACAAGAAGAAAGCAUCCGGUCCAUGAAUACCAUCACCAUUACUACGGUUGAAGGAAGAUAAAAUUCUCAAAUGCAUUUUCACUAUCAAUUCAUCUUUCUAGGGGUUCAGUGUUCACCAAAUUAAGCAGCUUGGAUAUGCAAUAUUUUGUUGCACUUUUACGUGGAUAUAUGAUGUAAACAUAGAGAUUGUGAGGGAAUCUGAGUUGCUA